AUGGCGAACCUCAGGCGAGAUGCUGCCUUUGCUGGCGCCUUCGUGGCUCUGCUUGUAUUACUAUUGCUAUUGACUAUCGCCCCGGAUAAUCAUCGGCAGCCGCUCAGCGUCAAUACUCGACCUCAUUGGGAAGAUAGGGCUGCCCCGUUGGACUCAAAUGAUGAUGGCUUGUUUCUGCUGGGAGCCGGGAAAGCGGACAUCACCGGGCCCGUAGUCGAGGUAGGGUUCGGUGGCUACGCCAUGCUGGAUCAGAUCGGGACCGGUCUACGACAGAGGAUCUUUUCUCGGGCGUUUAUCUUCGCCAACCCGGAGAAACCCGAGGAUACUUUCAUCUACUUGAUUAUUGACUCCCUAACGGGCGACACGGCGAUCCGCCAUGGGGUCCUCGAGGGCCUGGCCAGCUUGGGAGGUGAUUAUGCGCGCUAUGGCGAGAGCAAUGUGGCCCUCACUGGCACGCACUCGCACUCUGGGCCCGGGGCCUGGAUGAACUACCUCUUACCGCAGAUUCCCAAUAAAGGCUUCGAUAAGCAAAGCUACCAAGCCAUCGUGGAUGGGGUCCUGCUAUCCAUCAAGCGGGCCCAUGAGAGCCUGGCCCCAGGGCGUCUUCGCUUCGGCUCCAUCGACAUCGAGGGCGCCAACGUUAACCGGAGUCCAUACUCGUACGACCACAACCCUGAAGAGGAGAAGGCCAAAUACUCCGCCAACGUCGACAAGACGAUGACACUGCUGCGGUUUGACCGGGAGUCGGACCACAAGACGACCGCCGUCCUGUCAUUCUUCCCCGUCCACGGCACGUCCAUGUACAACAAUAAUACCCUGGUGACGGGGGACAACAAGGGAGUCGCCGCCUGGCUCUUUGAACGAAGUGUCCGGGGGGAUGACAAGUUCGCCGAUGACUUUGUCGCCGGGUUUUCGCAAUCGAACGUGGGUGACACCUCCCCCAACACCUUGGGCGCCUGGUGCGAAGAUGGUUCGGGGCAGGAAUGCCGCUACUCCGACAGCACCUGUGGAGGCACGAUGGAGAAGUGCCGCGGCCGCGGGCCCUAUUUCCGCGAGAAAGAUGACGGCGCCAAAAGCUGCUUCGAUAUUGGCCGACGUCAGUACGAUGCGGCGCGUAAGCUGUACAAUGAAUUAGAGUCCCAGUCGGUUCACGUGAGCCCCAGCUCCGACGUCCGUUCGUUCCACCUGUAUCAGGAUAUGUCCGGCUACACGUUUGUGUCGCCGUUCAACGCCCGCGAGGUGUCGACCUGUUCGGCGGCCCUGGGGUUCUCGUUCGCUGGUGGCACCACCGACGGACCCGGCAUGUUUGACUUCACUCAAAACGGCACGGGGCCGGCCGACAAGAAUCCUCUGUGGUACGUGGCGCGCGCCUUCAUCCAUGAGCCGUCGCGGGCCCAGAAAGAAUGCCAGGCCCCCAAAGAAGUCCUCCUCGACGUGGGCGCUCUUCAUCUGCCGUACACGUGGGACCCGAAUAUUUUAGAUAUCCAGGUCCUUCGCGUGGGCCAACUGUUCAUCAUCAUCUCGACGAGCGAGGCGACCACCAUGUCCGGACGGCGCUGGAAGGAGGCAAUUGCGAAAUCCGCCCGGGACGUGCUGUCGGUCCGGGACCCGCUGGUCGUCUUGGGAGCGCCGUCGAACAGCUACGCGCACUACGUGGCGACCGAGGAGGAGUACCAGGUGCAGCGCUACGAAGGAGCGUCGACCCUCUAUGGACCCCAUACGCUGGCGGCCUAUGUCAAUCUCACCCUCACGUAUCUCCCACAUCUCGGGAGUGAUACGGCCGCCGCACCAUCGAUCCCUUCCGGUAUCCAGCCUCCGAUCAACACCGACAAAUCACUCACGUUCAUCCCGUCCGUCGUGUACGAUGGUCAUCCGAUCAACCAGCCGUUCGGAGCUGUCGUUUCGUCAGCGGAUGAUGCCACCUAUGGCCCUGGCGACGUGGUGAACACCACAUUUGUCGGGGCGAAUCCUCGGAACAAUCUCCGUCUGGAGUCGACGUUUGCCGCCGUCGAACGCCAGAGUUCGGAUGGCAAGAGCUGGGAGGUCGUGCGGAAUGACCACGACUGGAACCUGGUCUACCGCUGGAAGAGAACCAACCUGAUUCUGGGACACAGCGAGGUCACGAUCCAGUGGCACAUCGAGGAUGAUUUCUACAAUGUAGGGAACGCACAGCCGCUCGAGGACGGCACCUAUCGCCUGCAUUACUAUGGAGAUGCCAAGCAUGUCGAUGGGAAGUUUCAGUCCUUUGAAGGGAUCGGCCAUCCAUUCCGAGUUGCUAGAAAGUGA
Aspergillus tanneri is the source of this 2286-nucleotide messenger RNA. Its product is annotated as neutral/alkaline ceramidase. Gene Ontology annotation, biological process: sphingosine biosynthetic process; ceramide catabolic process; long-chain fatty acid biosynthetic process. The record is from RefSeq and is a predicted model, not a curated record. Lineage: Eukaryota; Fungi; Ascomycota; Eurotiomycetes; Eurotiales; Aspergillaceae. Gene Ontology annotation, molecular function: N-acylsphingosine amidohydrolase activity. Bases 1 to 2286 code for a protein of 761 amino acids. Gene Ontology annotation, cellular component: extracellular region. The transcript is spliced from 2 exons.